Molecule: messenger RNA, 534 nt
Organism: Serendipita indica DSM 11827
Lineage: Eukaryota; Fungi; Basidiomycota; Agaricomycetes; Sebacinales; Serendipitaceae
Source: the annotation of a GenBank genome assembly
AUGACGACGACGCGACUUACGUUCUCGACAAACUCCGUCCGCAAUACCACCAUUUCCAACGAUUCAUUGGGCAUCCGGUACGAUGUCCACAAGGAGAGCGAGGGUGUAGAGAUACACCGCUGGGACGCAUCUGUCCGUCGAAACGUGCGCGUAGGACAGUUCAAGCUUCAUGCUUGGAGUUCAGACGAGAUGAGAAUUGGUGGGGAUACGCAGUGGAGAGCGGUGAAAGAGUGGCUUUAUAAGCCUGAUGAUAGCAAGUGGUGGUCGACUGCACGUCACUUUGUAGCGAACAAUGGUGUCGAAUAUCGAUGGCAGGAGAAGGGUGGUCGACUAGUGCUCUUCAAAGUAGCCAAGACUAACGGAACCCGUACACCACUUGCUUCGUUCCAUCGCCAUCACAGAAAGGACAAUCCUUCCUACCUUGAAGUCCACGACCCAACCAUACUCGGUGCCUUGGAUUCUAUCAUUGUGUCAUUUCUCAUCAUGGAACGUCGACGUCGUGAUAAUGAGGCCGCUGCAGCGGCAGCGGCGUGA